AUGAAAGGAGAAACUGUCACUCUCAGAUGUGUCAUCAGUGGAGGAGAUGUCUAUAGCUGGCAGUACAGCUGGUAUAAAGAUUCAUCACUUUACAACAUCAGUGAACUUCAGAAUUACACAAUCAGAUUUGUUAAUGAGUCUGACAGCGGAAACUACACCUGUAGAGGAUCAGCAACCAAUGGACCACAAUCCUCAAACAUCAGUGAUGCAGUUACUCUGACAGUAUCAGCUUUCCCCACAGCUACAGUGAAUGUAACACCAGAUGGUCCUGUGUUCACUGGAGAGACAGUCACUCUGAAGUGUGAGAUAGAGGAUCAGUACAGUGACUGGACAUAUCAAUGGUAUAAACGUGGCACUGAAGUGUUUAACCCUGAAAAUUACACUGUAAAUGGAGACUAUCUCACUAUCACUGGAGUUACUGAAUCUGAUCAGGAUGAGUUCAGCUGUAGUGCAGUGAUAGAUGGACGACCACAAACUUCACUAUCAAGCUCUGCUGUUAAUCUCACUGUGAAUGGAUCAAAACCAAAACCUAAACUCACAUCAGGUACUGAAGGAUCUGUACUGACAGGUAACACAGUGAAUCUGAAGUGUCACAUUGAUCAUUGGUCUACUGGAUGGAAGUUUUACUGGUACAAACACACACAAAACACUGAGAUGAGGACAACAGAAACAAACUCUUACACAAUCCACAGUGUUAAAGUUUCAGACGGAGGUCAGUACUGGUGUAGAGCUGGAAGAGGAAAACCAGACUAUUACACAGACCACAGUGAUGUACUGUGGAUAAAUGUUAAAGAGAGCCCUAAACCUGUAGUGAGUGUUGAUCCUGACAAACAGCUGUUCAGAGGAGAAACUGUUACUCUGAGAUGUGACAUACAGGAUACAGGAGACACUGAGUGGACAUACAGCUGGACUGUAGAGCCGUAUAACCAGUAUAGACAGUUCUACUGUGACAGACAAGAGUGUAAAAUCAGCAACACUCAAUACUAUCACAGUGGUAAAUACACCUGUAGAGGAAAGAUAAGUGAACAAAACACUAAAAUGAGUGAUGCUGUUACACUGACUGUAUCAUCAGAUAAACCACAGACAGUUUUAAGGGUUUCUCCACAGCAGUGGUUGACUGAAGGAGAUUCAGUGACUCUGAUGUGUGAGGUUAGAAGUUCAUCUACAGGCUGGACAUUCAGCUGGUUCACUGUACAGAGUCUUCACUCAGUGAAUAAAGAUUUUGAUUAUGAGCUGGUGUCAGACAGCAUUCGAGGAUCUAAUGGCAACUACACAGUGAGUUCAGUGACUGUGAAGCACACAGGAGUUUAUAUGUGCAGAGCAGAGAGAGGAGAUCCAGUCUAUCACACAGACUACAGUAACAAACAAACGCUGUGGAUCACUGGUGUUUCUUCUUCAGUCUCUCUGAUCAUCAGACCCAACAGAUCUCAACACUUCUCAUCUGAAUCUCUCUCUCUGAGCUGUGAGGAUCACAGUAACUCUACUGGAUGGACAGUGAAAAGAUACACAGAUAAACUGAAAAAUUGUUCAUCUUCGCCCAAUCAAUCAGAACCAGAAUCUACAUGUACAAUCAGAUCUCUCGACACAUCUGAUACUGGAGUGUACUGGUGUCAGUCUGAAUCUGGAGAGAAACUUCAUCCUGUUAAUAUCUCAGUACACAAUGUUCAUAUUAUUCUGGACAGUCCUGUUCAUCCUGUGACUGAAGGAGAUAAUCUGACUCUUGGUUGUUUAUAUCGACUUAACCUCCAAACUGGAUUUUAUAAAGAUGGAUCAGUGGUGCAGAAUCACACUAAAGAAGACGUGAUGAUCAUCCCUACAGUCUCAAAGUCACAUGAGGGUUUCUACUACUGUAAAAAUUCAGAGAAAGGAGAGUCUCCAAAGAGCUGGAUCUCAGUCAGAGAAGCUCGUGUGAAGAUGUCUGGACUCAAGAUUUCCAUUUUUCUGCUGGCAGUUUGUCCAUAUCUGAUAGCAACAGCCGUGCUGGUUUUCAAAUGCUACAGAUUGAAAGUUUCUCACUCAUCUGUUGAAGAUCAGUUGCAGUAUGCAGUAAAAGAAGAUGAAACAUCAUUCUGAUGUGAGUGCAGUCAAGCAUCAGUCUGUGAUCUCUCAAUAACACAUUCACAAACUGAAUAACUGCAGUCAAUAACAAUGAGUGACAAUCACAAAUAAAUUCUGGAAUGAAUUCCUAUUAUUUAUAUAUGUGUGUGAAUGUGAUAAAGGAGUCACUCCCAGUUUUUAGCAUUAGCAUCAUACGUUUGUUAAAAGCACUUUUGUAACUGUUUUCAUAAUUUCUAUAAUGUGACAUAUUUCUGAGUA
Messenger RNA from Paramisgurnus dabryanus, 2316 nucleotides. The record is from RefSeq and is a predicted model, not a curated record. NCBI's taxonomy places the organism in Eukaryota, Metazoa, Chordata, Actinopteri, Cypriniformes, Cobitidae.